Molecule: messenger RNA, 2025 nt
Organism: Dendronephthya gigantea
Lineage: Eukaryota; Metazoa; Cnidaria; Anthozoa; Malacalcyonacea; Nephtheidae
Product: suppressor of cytokine signaling 4-like
Exons: 2
Coding region: 282-1460 (392 amino acids)
Biological process (GO): phosphatidylinositol phosphate biosynthetic process; intracellular signal transduction
Cellular component (GO): phosphatidylinositol 3-kinase complex
Molecular function (GO): 1-phosphatidylinositol-3-kinase regulator activity
Source: RefSeq, a predicted model, not a curated record
AGAACAAAACUCAUGAAAGGGAAGUCAACAAGUUAUAACCGAAGCAAUAAUAUCCGGUGUCUAAGUGCGCAUGCGUUGUUGAGUAUUGAACAUAAUUCGUUGGCAUUGUGAGAAAGAAAUUAGUUCCUUUGUCUGUCGUACUUCUGAGACAAAUAUCUUUUCGAUUAGGCGUUUUUACGGCUACAUAAAACACUUGGAUGUCAAAUUUGUGAUAAGGAAUUGUGAUAAAAUGUUUUGAGACGAUUUGUUGCUGUUUUCGUGCGGUAAAGUAACUUCAAAAUAUGGCCGAAGGUUCUUCGGGUCUGUUGCCACAAUCUGUUGAUAUUUUGGGUUCAGGCCAUCAAGACGAAGCUAGAAACUAUCCUGGCAAUAAUUUAGCUUUGCUUGGACGAAGGCCAUUGAGUGAUAGCUCAAUUAAAUACGAAGAAAAUGCUUUUCAAAUCGAUUCUUCCGAAGUCAAACUGGUUCAUUUCAGAGAAAGACGAAACUCGUUUGGCGAUGCCGAUAACUCGAGCGAUGAUGGAUCAAAAACUUCAUCUUCUAGGGGAUCAAUCGCUUCAACACAAACGACAGAGCAAUCUAGUCGUAUCAGAUUAAGAAAGGGAGCAAAAACAUCUUACGAUUGCCACUGUCCUCAGUCACAAAAAGCCAAAAGAAAAGCAGCCAAGAAACUCUCAACUCUUCCGAAAUUUAAUGGAGGGCCAUUUCCCGUUGUGCCAGAGAACAGCGAGUUAAAAUCUCGUCCUCGAAAAAAAGAUGGCUCGUUUAUGAAAAGAGUAAAGAAAAUAUUUUGCGAUUCGGCAAGCCCCACGAACUGUGAUAACGAGGAACCGCGGUUUUCUGACAGCGAUGCUAGCAAUUUAUCUAAGCCAGCAAACGACACGGAGCAGAGUCGUUCGUCCAAGAAAGAGCUUCAGAAAAAGGACCGUCAUUAUAUUAUAAGUGAUAUUAUGGCAGUCACAAACUGUUCCUAUUAUUGGGGCAGUAUAAAUCGUCAUGAAGCUGAGGAACUCCUAGUUGGUAAACCAGAUGGAACGUUUCUGUUGCGGGAUAGUGCACACAAGGACCAUUUGUUUUCCGUAAGUUUUCGACGAUACAACAAGACGCUUCAUGCUCGCAUUGAACAGUGGGAUCAUAAGUACAGUUUUGACCAUGAGAGUCCGGUGGCUUAUUUCUCCAUUACAAUUGAGGGUUUACUGUCCCAUUACUCAAUCGGUGAAUACUGCAUGUUUUUUGAGCCAAUGUUGGUCAAGCCCUUAAUCCGGACUCAACCGCAGCCCCUUAUGAGUUUGUGUCGAGGGGCAAUUGGAAAUUGUACAAAAUACGAAGACAUAGAGAAGCUGCCAAUUCCUUCCUCCCUCAAAACCUACUUGCGAGAGUAUAAUUACUGUAUCAAACCUAAAUCAAAGAAAGACGAUGAUGGAAAACGGAAAAGGAAUUCUACACUCUGUCUUUUUUGAGGACUUGGCACACCAAGAGUUAACAAAAAUAUCCAGGAUAACCAUGUAUUCAUAUUUAUUGUAUUAACACUCAGUGUAUGUAUAAACAGAGAACAUUACCUAAUUAAUCAGACCAAAUUACCUAAAUGAAAUAUUCUCUUAAUAUUUUUGAAUGGUAGCAACUUACUAUUCACAGAGAGCAGUGAAAUACUAAUUAUUAGAGUAUUAUUCUGUUAUCAAGUUUGAUAACCGAUCAAUUACAUUUUCGGAACAUGUUUUUUCGAGCAUUGUCAAAUAGCAGUUUUUUGUUGUAUUCUCUAGCCUGUAAAACAAGUAUUUUUUUGUAACUAUAAAGCACCAAAUGCGUAGAGCUGGAGUCUGUAUAUCAAGAGUAUUCAUCAACACUAUUGUUGAUUGUAGAACUAUGUUUCCCAAGGUCAAAGUUAUCCUUGAGUACUUGUUUGUUUGAAUCAAAUUUCAUGUUGACAUUGUAAAAUUCAAACAUAUUUUUACAUACUUGACUUUGUGGAACAAAAUAAGUAUUUAUAUUACAUAGGUGAACAAUCAAUUUGUUUGCCAUAAAUGA